AUGGCACUGUCAAGGCGGGCUUUUUUGCUCAGUGAUGCUGUUUGGUUCGAUUGCGGGGACGUCGGCUGUCUAGAUCACCGGCGUGUUAUCGUUAAAAUAGGAAAUGUGCCGUACAUACACGCGAAUUACGUAGCGACACCAAAUAAUUCGAAACGAUUUAUUUGUACGCAGGCGCCACUCCCAAAAACAUGCUCCGAAUUCUGGUGUAUGGUUGUGCAGGAGAAAUCGAAGUCUGUGCUCAUGCUUUGCAAUUUUAUGGAGCAGGUUGGUGAUGUUAAGCCUUUCACUAUUCUCUAUGAGAAAUGGGGGAAUCUUGACCGCUGCGCACCCUUUAUAAAUUAA
Cooperia oncophora is the source of this 342-nucleotide messenger RNA. Lineage: Eukaryota; Metazoa; Nematoda; Chromadorea; Rhabditida; Trichostrongylidae. The record is from the annotation of a GenBank genome assembly.